Drosophila arizonae is the source of this 803-nucleotide messenger RNA. RefSeq lists its product as uncharacterized. Lineage: Eukaryota; Metazoa; Arthropoda; Insecta; Diptera; Drosophilidae. The record is from RefSeq and is a predicted model, not a curated record.
CAAAGCCUGUUCGAAACUCUUGGCUGUAGCACAGCAUUUAGUUCGUAAGAAUCAAAUUUUUCGUUUUAUGGUUAUUUCUCGUAUGCCCUGGGAGAUGCCGGUGCAACUGCUUUUUGAUGACUUCAGCCGAUGGCAGUACAGACAGAAUUCCGAUCUAAUGCCUGUGAACAAAUUGGAGCAGAAGAUCUAUUUGCCAUUCGACAUGUUCUACAAGGACUUUGUCACCUGGCUGGCCAACGAGAAGCUCGGCUUUCUGGCCCAUCAAUUCUGGGAGAAACUGUCGCCGGCCCAAAUGCACAGCUAUGACAUGAAGGCGAAGGCAAUGCAUGAAGCUGCGAAAGCAACGAAAACAAAACCAGCCCAAUUCGUUAAGAAGCCCGCCGUCAAGGCGCCCACAAAGAAGCGCGGCCUGCAAGGCAAGAGUUCAAAGCGCUCCAACCAACCCGAGCCUAAAAAGGUUCUAAAGAAGAGUAUUACAACGACGAAACUAAAGAAAACUCGUUGAGUUUGCUAUCUAUCCCUCUGCCUACGAUUGACUUUAACUGGAGCGCUCAAAGUUUAUAUACGUAAAAAGUGCAAAAAUGGGAAAUCUGGCAGGAAAACAGUGAACGCAGCCACAGCUACAAAAUUUGAUGUAAUUCUUGUGUAUUGUGGAAAUUCGGAGCUCAAAAUAACAAAUCGCCACAGACAACCAGAUUAAAUCAAAUUCAUUAGUGCAAUCAAAAUAUGAGGAGCAAACAAAAAGUGUAUAGAAAUAAUAUCUAAAAUCGCAUUGAGCUGAGAUAUUGACAGACAUUGCUGAA